This is a messenger RNA of Folsomia candida, 903 nucleotides long. RefSeq lists its product as uncharacterized. The record is from RefSeq and is a predicted model, not a curated record. The coding region runs from base 87 to 773 and encodes 228 amino acids. The transcript has 3 exons. Lineage: Eukaryota; Metazoa; Arthropoda; Collembola; Entomobryomorpha; Isotomidae.
AUAAUAUUUUAUCCGACAUUCAAACGGCUAGAUAUUAUAUUAUCUGUCCGGCGUGUUUUGUACGAGUUGUAGAGAAAAAUAGUUCAAUGAUGACUCUACACAUUUUAUUUGUUUCGCUUCUGUUUCUAUCUUCAGUUCGCCCAUUUCUACAAGAAAAUUUUUAUAAUUCAGAAAUCCCUUUUUUGAAUGGCACCGGCUGCCUGGAAUCAUCGCCCACGCAAGACCUCAAAAUCGCCUGGCUUGAAAUUACAUGGCGAUUGAUCAACUUUAAAGAAUACUACCGCAUUUGUCAAACAUUAAAGAGACCUUUUCAAAUUUUACACCAAUUUCAACUGCCAGCGGAUAAAUAUGGAAAAAGUCAUUUUGUGGACCUAAUUUUUAGAUUGGCACCUCCAGGAUUUUUUCUCUUUUGUGGCAGUUAUACACCUUGUAGUUCGGGCGAUUUUCUUCAAGACACUGUGGAAAUGGUUAUUCACGACGGACAGAGAUCAGUGGACAUGUUCGCAACGGGAUACGAAUACGAAGCAGAUUUGACCUAUUCCACUGUAAACGGGGUGAUUAAAACCAGCAUCGGGAGAGCAACCAAGUCCCCUCAAUAUGGAAUUAUAUUCAAAUUAGGUGGCGACAUUAACAGGACAGAGUUCCAAACUGUUUUGCAACCCCCAAUAACAGAAAAUUUGUUGCAAUUAUAUUUUGUUGUAAAACAGUGGAGAAAUCCUGACCCUGUUUCCAUGAUGGAAUUGGAAACAAAUUGUAACUUACAAACGCUGUAAGAAUAUGCAUAAAUAUGUACAUGCAUUAUUCAAAGACAAUAAUCGGUUUUUUGGUAAAACAUUUUACUAUACACAUAAUUAAAUGCAGCAAGAAAUAAGAAGUAAUAAAUGUCAUUCAAAUUAAUUAAGA